Molecule: messenger RNA, 14730 nt
Organism: Anolis carolinensis (green anole)
Lineage: Eukaryota; Metazoa; Chordata; Lepidosauria; Squamata; Anolidae
Gene: celsr2
Product: cadherin EGF LAG seven-pass G-type receptor 2
Exons: 35
Coding region: 280-9234 (2984 amino acids)
Biological process (GO): cell surface receptor signaling pathway; homophilic cell-cell adhesion; G protein-coupled receptor signaling pathway
Cellular component (GO): plasma membrane
Molecular function (GO): G protein-coupled receptor activity; calcium ion binding
Source: RefSeq, a predicted model, not a curated record
UGCAGCGGCGGCAGAGGAAGAAGAGGAGGAGGAGGAGGAGGAGGAGGACGCGUCUCCUUUAAGAGCCGCGGGUCUAUGGAAAUGAGCCUGCCGCAGCGGAGCCGAACCAGGCUUGCUUGGCAGGCGGCGGGCUGCGGCGGGGACGGGGAGCGGAGGAGGCAGAGAUAAGCGAUCGGAGGAGGACGAGGACGAGGAGGGGGCCGCAUCGCCGCACUCCCGGCUUGGCAUGAAGCGCGGCCGCUGACCGACGGACGAACAGACUGCGGGCGGCGGCGGGAGAUGGGCGGCGGCUGGUGCGGCUGCGCCCCGGGCCGGGCCGUGCUGCUCUUGCUGGCGCUGGGCAUCCCCGCCUGCCCCCGAGGCCAGAGCCCCCCGCCGCCCUGCGCCGCCCGGAGCCCCGCCGAGCCUCCUACCGCAUUCCCCGCCUCGCCGCCGCCGCCGCCUUCAGCGUGGCUCUGCCGCUCACCUGGAGCCACGCGCGGCCUCUGGGCGCACCUGCCGGGACCCGGUGGGCAGGACGGGGCGCCCUCGCUGCUCAGCCGCUUGGUCCUCUCCCACCGGGAGCCCGGCGGGAGGUUGCGGCGGGGAAAGACCCGAGGGCUGUGCUUGGAGCCCGCCGCCCGCGUGCCUUUGCCGCCCGAGGCCUGGUGGGGAGGAGGAGGAGGAGGAAGCCCCUUGAAGUGCCGCCUGCGAGGGGUCCAGGGGCCCCCCCUCCAGCCCGGAGAGGCCGUCCUUCCGCCCUGGGCGCUGUGCCUCCGGGCAGGGCGCCCCACGCGUUUGGGCCUCCUUUGCCGCCAAGAGGAGGAGGCCGAGGAGACCUUUGUCCGUUGGGACUUGGGCCUGGCCGCUUCCCUCCGUGAAGUGCACCAAGAGCGUGGCCCCCAAUUGCCGGGAGACCGCCUGCGGAAGAAGCGCAAUGCCAACGCCAGCCCCCAGUUCCAGGCGCCCACCUACCAGGUCUCGGUGCCGGAGAACCGCCCGGCUGGCACGCCGGUGAUCGUGCUGAAGGCGGUAGACCCAGACGAGGGCGAGUGGGGCCGCCUGGACUACUCCAUGGAUGCCCUCUUCGACAGCCGCUCCAACAGCUUCUUUGCCAUCGACCCCCGCAGUGGCGCGGUCACCACGGCCGAGGAGCUGGACCGGGAGACCAAGAGCAGCCACGUCUUCCGGGUGACAGCGACGGACCACGGCGUGCCGCGCCGCACGGCCAUGGCCACACUCUCCGUCACCGUCGCUGACACCAACGACCAUGACCCUGUCUUCGAGCAGCAGGAGUACAAAGAGAGCAUGCGGGAGAACCUGGAGGUGGGCUACGAGGUGCUGACGGUGCGAGCCACUGAUGGGGACGCCAGCCCGAAUGCCAACAUUCUCUACCACCUCCUGAACGGCCGUGGGGUCAACAAGAUCUUUGAGAUCGACCCCAAGUCAGGCGUCAUCCGCACCAAUGGCCUCGUGGACCGAGAAGCGGUGGAGUCCUACCAGCUCAUUGUAGAAGCCAAUGACCAGGGCAGGGACCCCGGGCCGCGCAGCACCACUGCCACCAUCCAUAUCACGGUGGAGGACGACAAUGACAAUUCGCCGCAGUUCAGUGAGAAACGCUACGUGGUGCAGGUGCCCGAGAAUGUGGCUUCCAACACCCACGUCCUGCGGGUCAAUGCGACAGACCGGGACAAAGGCAGCAAUGCCCUGGUGCAUUACAGCAUCAUGAGCGGCAACACCCGGGGGCAGUUUUACAUUGAUGCCCAGACGGGGAACAUUGAUGUUGUCAGCCAACUGGACUAUGAGAUGAAUAAGGAGUACUCCUUGCGCAUUCGGGCCCAGGAUGGAGGAAGACCUCCGCUUUCAAAUAUCAGUGGAUUGGUGGCUAUCCAGGUCCUGGAUGUGAAUGACAACAGCCCAAUCUUUGUCAGCACCCCUUUCCAGUCCACGGUGCUGGAGAACGUGCCCGUGGGCUACUCUGUCAUCCACAUCCAAGCCAUUGAUGCAGAUUCAGGAGAAAAUGCUCGUCUGGAGUAUGCUCUGGUGGACAUUAGCUCUGAUUUCCCAUUUUCUAUCAAUAACAACACAGGCUGGAUUUUGGUGGCCUCUGAGUUGGACCGUGAGAAUGUGGACUUCUAUAAUUUUGGGGUGGAGGCCCGAGACCAUGGAAAUCCCCCCAUGACCUCUUCAGCCAGUGUCAGUAUUACCAUUCUGGAUGUCAACGACAACAAUCCAGAGUUCACUCAAAAGGAAUACAGCAUGCGUCUCAAUGAAGAUGCUGCUGUGGGCACCAGUGUCCUUACGGUCUCUGCCAUUGACCGGGAUGUCAACAGUGUCAUCACCUACCAGAUCACCAAUGGGAAUACCCGCAAUCGCUUCUCCAUAACCAGUCAGAGUGGUGGUGGUCUCAUUACCUUGGCCCUUCCCUUGGAUUACAAAUUAGAGCGCCAUUAUCUGCUUACGAUUACGGCUUCAGAUGGCACUCGGCUUGAUACUGCUCAGGUCUUUGUUAACGUGACUGAUGCCAACACCCACCGGCCAGUGUUCCAGAGCUCUCAUUACACUGUUAACAUCAAUGAGGACAGGCCAGUGGGUACCACAGUAGUGAUCAUUAGUGCUACUGAUGAAGACACAGGGGAGAAUGCCCGUAUCACUUACUUCAUGGAGGACAGCAUUCCUCAGUUCAAGAUUGAUAUGGACACUGGUGCUGUUACCACCCAGAUGGAUUUGGACUAUGAAGAUCAGGUGUCUUACACAUUGGCAAUUACUGCCCGGGACAAUGGCAUCCCACAAAAAUCAGACACCACCUACUUAGAAAUACUAGUCAAUGAUGUAAAUGACAAUGCACCUCAGUUCUUAAGAGAUAACUACCAAGGUUCUGUAUAUGAGGAUGUCCCAGCCUUCACUAGUGUUCUGCAGGUUUCUGCCACAGAUAGAGAUUCUGGGCUGAAUGGAAGGGUGUUCUACACCUUUCAGGGUGGGGAUGAUGGUGAUGGAGACUUUAUAAUUGAAUCCACCUCUGGCAUUGUUAGGACUUUGCGUAGGUUGGACAGGGAAAAUGUUCCUUUAUAUGAACUCAGGGCAUAUGCAGUGGAUAAGGGUGUACCGGCCAUGAGGACACCUAUUGAAGUCCAUAUUACUGUUCUUGAUGUCAAUGAUAAUCCUCCAGUCUUUGAACAGGAUGAGUUUGAUAUCUUUGUUGAGGAGAACAGCCCAAUUGGAUUAGUGGUGGCCCGGAUCACUGCCAGUGAUCCGGAUGAAGGCACCAAUGCUCAGAUCAUGUACCAGAUAGUGGAAGGUAAUAUCCCUGAGGUCUUCCAACUUGAUAUCUUCUCAGGAGAACUGACGGCAUUGAUGGAUUUGGAUUAUGAGACCAAGUCUGAGUAUGUCAUUGUGGUCCAAGCUACUUCUGCUCCGUUGGUAAGCCGGGCUACGGUGCAUGUCCGUUUGCGGGAUAAAAAUGACAACAUUCCCAUCUUGAAAAAUUUUGAGAUCAUCUUCAACAACUACAUCACAAACAGGUCCAGCAGUUUCCCCACUGGUGUGAUUGGCAGGAUCCCAGCCUCUGACCCUGAUGUCUCUGAUACACUUUCCUAUAGUUUUGAGCAAGGCAAUGAGCUAAAGCUGGUGCUUCUGAACCACAGCACCGGAGAGCUACGCCUGAGCAGGGCCUUGGAUAACAACAGGCCUUUGGAGGCAGUCAUGAGAGUUUCUGUGUCAGAUGGGAUCCACAGUGUGGCUGCGCAGUGCAUGCUCCAGGUGACCAUCAUCACAGAUGAGAUGUUGACCAACAGUAUCACCCUGCGCCUAGAGAACAUGUCUCAGGAGCGUUUCCUUUCCCCACUGCUGGCCCUCUUCCUUGAAGGAGUGGCAAUGGUGCUGUCUGUUCCUCGUGAACAUGUUGUCCUUUUCAACAUUCAGAAUGACUCUGAUGUGCAGGCUGCCCACAUCCUCAAUGUCAGCCUGUCAGUCUUGUUGCCAGAUGGGGCCUAUGGUGGACACUAUAUUCCUUCAGAAGACCUUCAGGAAAGGCUGUACCUCAACCGCACACUCUUGGCUGCCAUUUCGGAGCAGCGGGUUCUGCCCUUUGAUGACAACAUUUGUUUGCGGGAGCCUUGUGAGAAUUACAUGCGCUGCGUCUCAGUGCUGAAGUUUGACAGCUCUGCACCUUUCAUUGCCUCUAAAACAAUUCUUUUCCGUCCUAUACACCCUGUCAAUGGUCUGCGUUGCCGCUGCCCACUAGGUUUCACUGGGGAUUACUGUGAAACUGAGAUUGACCUCUGUUAUUCUAACCCCUGUGGCAACAAUGGAUACUGCCGAAGCCGUGAAGGAGGAUACACCUGCGAGUGUCAAGAGGGCUACACAGGGGAGAACUGUGAAGUCAACUCUCGCUUGGGCCGCUGCACUCCGGGAGUCUGCAGAAAUGGCGGCACAUGUGUCAACCUUCUGGUGGGCGGGUUCAAGUGUGAUUGCCUGUCAGGAGACUACGAGAAGCCCUACUGUCAGAUGAGUACCCGCAGCUUCCCAGCUCAUUCCUUCCUCACCUUUAAGGGGUUGCGCCAGCGCUUCCAUUUCACCAUUGCCCUCACGUUUGCCACCAAAGAACGGGAUGGGCUUCUUCUCUACAAUGGGCGCUUCAAUGAGCGGCAUGAUUUUGUGGCACUGGAGAUUGUGCAGGAGCAAGUCCAGCUUACUUUCUCUGCAGGAGAGUCAACGAGUACAGUAGCUCCAUUCAUCCCAGGGGGUGUGAGCGAUGGGCAAUGGCAUACGGUCCACCUGCAUUAUUAUAACAAGCCUCUGAUGGGGAUGUCUGGAAUUCCACAAGGGCCCUCUGAACAGAAAGUAGCUGUUGUGACGGUGGACGACUGUGACACAUCAGUGGCCUUGAAAUUUGGUUCUCUCCUAGGAAACUAUUCUUGUUCAGCUCAAGGAAUGCAGUCAGGCACCAAGAAGUCUCUGGAUCUGACUGGUCCACUGUUGCUAGGAGGAGUUCCUGACCUGCCCGAGAGCUUCCCAGUGCGGAACAGGCAUUUUGUAGGCUGUAUACGGGACUUCUUGAUUGACAAUCGAGAGGUGGACAUGGCUGACUUCAUUGCCAACAAUGGGACUGUGCCUGGCUGUACAGCCAAGAAGAAUGUUUGUGACAGCAACACAUGCCACAAUGGUGGCACCUGUGUCAACCAAUGGAACACCUUCAGUUGUGAAUGUCCCCUGGGAUUUGGAGGCAAAGACUGCAAGCAAGAAAUGGCAAGUCCACAGCGUUUCCUGGGCAACAGCAUGGUAACCUGGAGUAACCUGGCAUUGGUCAUUACACUUCCAUGGCAUGUUGGGCUCAUGUUCCGCACAAGGCAGAGCAAUGGCAUCCUCCUGCAUGCUGCAGCUGGUCAACAUUCUAGCAUCACUCUUGGGUUAAGUGAAGGGCAUGUGCUGAUGACUGUGUACCGUGCCAACAGCCAGGUCUCAGCACUCCGGUUGUAUCAGGUGAAGGUGAAUGAUGGUGACUGGCACCACCUGAAGUUGGAGUUGCACAGCAACAAGGACUACUUGGACGCUCAGUGCUUAGCCUUAAUGGCUUUUGACUAUGGUCUGCAUCAGGUGAUGGCGAACAUCAGCAGUGAGCUCCAUGGCCUGAAAGUGCGGAACCUAAGCAUUGGUGCUGUGCUAGGAGAACAGGGUCAGGUGCAGCAAGGCUUCCGUGGUUGCAUGCAGGGUGUAAGGAUGGGUGAGACGUCGGCCAGUGCUGUGGCUCUGAAUGUAAACCAGGCUGAGAAAGUGAAUGUAGAGCAUGGCUGCAGUAUCCCUGACCCUUGUGACUCCAAUCCCUGCCCUGUCAACAGUUACUGCAAUGACGACUGGGAUAGCUACUCUUGCAGUUGUGACCCAGGUUAUUAUGGAGACAACUGUGCCAAUGUGUGCUCCCUUAAUCCUUGUGAACAUCAAGCUGUGUGUGCCCGCAAGCCCAGUUCAUCUCAUGGCUACACUUGUGAAUGUCCGGAGAACUACUUUGGGCCUUACUGUGAGAACAAGCUUGCUCAACCCUGCCCACGCGGAUGGUGGGGGCACCCUAUUUGUGGACCCUGCAAUUGUGAUGUCAGCAAAGGCUUUGACCCUGACUGCAACAAAACAAAUGGAGAAUGUCACUGCAAGGACAACCACUAUCGACCAUUGGGCAGUGCCAUGUGUUUGCUCUGUGACUGUUAUCCCACAGGCUCACUGUCCCGUACUUGUGAAUCUGAGACCGGACUGUGUUCCUGCAAGCCUGGUGUCAUUGGACGCCGCUGUGAUCGCUGUGACAACCCUUUUGCAGAAGUCACCGUUAAUGGCUGUGAAGUGAAUUAUGAUAGCUGUCCACGUGCUAUUGAAGCUAAUAUUUGGUGGCCACGCACCCGCUUUGGCUUGCCUGCAGCUGCGUCUUGUCCAAGGGGAUCUGUUGGUACUGCUGUAAGGCACUGUGAUGAACACAAGGGCUGGAUGGCACCCAACCUGUUCAACUGCACCUCUCUGACUUUUGCUCCUCUCAAAGGCUUUGCAGAGAAGCUGUUGCGGAAUGAAUCUAUUCUGGAUACAGAACAGUCUCAGCGAGUGGCUCUCCAGCUUCGCAAUGCCACACAGAACACAGCCAGAUUCUUUGGUAGUGACAUCAAGGUGGCUUAUCUGCUCUCAGCACAACUCCUCAAACACGAGAGCACCCAAGAAGGCUUUGGCUUGGCAGCUACGCAGGACGUGCACUUCACUGAGAAUCUACUCAAAGUUGGCAGUGCCCUUUUGGACAACAGCAACAAGCGUCACUGGGAACUGAUUCAGCAGUCAGAGGGUGGCACGGCACAGCUGCUAAAGCACUUUGAGGACUAUGCCAGCACUCUGGCCCAGAACAUGCGCAAGACAUACUUGAACCCCUUCACCAUCAUUACACCCAAUAUUGUUAUUUCUGUUGUGAGACUGGAGAAGAUGAACUUUGCUGGUGCAAAGCUACCUCACUAUGAAGCACUCCGGGGCGAGAAGCCUGCAGACCUGGAAACUACAGUUAUCUUGCCUGAAAGUGUCUUCAAGGCUUCAGAAGGCAAAUACUCUUCUGUGCCCAACGCCAAGCACCUUCCUGGCUCUAGUGACGAAGACGAACCUGCCCUGAUGACAAGACAGAAGAGGCAUCCAGAUCUGAGUGAGGGCCAGGCCAUUGCCAGUGUGAUCAUCUACCGCACUCUGGCAGGUCUGCUUCCAGAGCAGUAUGACACAGAUAAGCGAAGCCUGAGAGUCCCUAAGCGUCCCAUCAUAAACACCCCAGUGGUGAGCAUCAACAUUCAUGACAAUGAUGCAUUGAUGCAACGAGCCCUCGAGAAACCCAUUACGGUGCAGUUUCGGCUGUUGGAAACUGAAGAGCGCACCAAGCCUAUCUGUGUUUUCUGGAACCACUCCAUUCUCUUAAGUGGGACUGGUGGCUGGUCAGCUAAAGGCUGUGAGGUUGUCUUCAGGAAUGAGACCCACGUCAGCUGCCAAUGUAACCAUAUGACCAGCUUUGCUGUGCUGAUGGACAUUUCUCGCAGAGAGAAUGGUGAGAUCUUGCCCUUGAAGACCAUCACAUAUGCCUCCAUUGCUGUGACCUUGGGUAGCCUUCUGCUCACUUUCCUCUUCCUGGCUGGCUUAAGAGUCCUGCGAUCCAAUCAACAAAGCAUCUGCAAGAAUCUUGUGGUUUCACUGUUUCUCUCUGAACUUGUCUUUCUGCUGGGCAUCAACCAGGCUGACCUUCCGUUUGCCUGCACUGUGAUUGCCAUCUUGCUGCACUUUCUCUAUAUGUGUACCUUUGCCUGGGCACUGCUAGAAGCACUGCAUAUCUACCGCAUGCUGAGUGAGGUGCGUGACAUCAACUAUGGACCCAUGCGAUUCUACUACAUGGUUGGCUGGGGUGUGCCAGCAUUCAUCACAGGACUUGCUGUGGGCCUGGAUCCAGAAGGCUAUGGGAACCCAGACUUCUGUUGGCUGUCGAUCUAUGAUACUCUGAUCUGGAGCUUCGCUGGACCCAUUGCUUUUGCUGUUGCAAUGAGUGUCUUCCUCUAUGUUCUUGCCACUAAGGCCACUUGUGCUGCUCAGCAACAGGGGUUUGAGAAGAAAGGAACAGUUUCCGGCCUCCGCUCAGGUUUCGUCUCCCUGUUGCUGAUCAGUGUCACUUGGUUGCUGGCCCUGCUAUCCGUCAACAGUGAUGCCAUUCUCUUUCACUACCUCUUUGCUGGCUUCAACUGUCUCCAGGGCCCUUUAAUUUUCCUCCUCUGUGUCAUCCUAUGCAAAGAAGUUAGAAAGGCUCUCAAAUCCAGUUGUGGCAAGAAGCAUGGCACAGACCCCACACUCACCACCAAAUCUACCUUGACAGCUGCUUAUAACUGCAACAACACCUAUGUGGAUGGGCAGCUCUACCACACACCCUUUGGAGACUCCACUGGCUCCUUGCACAGCACUGUCCGCUCAGGCAAGAGCCAACACAGCUACAUCCCUUUUGUGCUCAGGGAAGAGUCUGGCUUAAACAACAGCCAGGUGCACCUUGGGCCUGCAGAUCCCAGCUCACUCUUUCUGGAAGCCAAGGAUCAAAACAAUGAGCGUGAUACUGACUCUGACAGUGACCUCUCCCUGGAGGAUGACCAGAGUGGAUCCUACGCCUCCACCCACUCCUCAGAUAGUGAAGAGGAUGAGGAAUUUCCCAGAGAACCCUGCUGGGAGAACUUGCUGUGCCCUAACAAUGACAAACUGGUGGCACACAGCACUCCAAAGGUGGAUAACCUCCCUGGUCCUGGAAAACCUUACUGGCCGGGUGACUUUGUGACCACUGCAAGCGAGAGUGAUGGCCAUGCUGGCUCGGAGAAGCUACGUGUGGAGCCAGUUGGCAAGAUUGACCGGAUGGGAUUAGCAGAAGAGAUACCUCGGGAGAAUGGGGAAACACAGACCAGAGAGGGCAUAAUGGGCUCACUGCCUCAUUCCACUGCCCAGCCCUAUAAAGGUAUCCUAAAGAAGAAGUGCUUACCCCCCAUCAGUGAGAAGAACAGCAUCCAGCGCAUCCACAACAAACUCGCCAGCUGUCGCUCAGGAAUGGUGUCAUCCCAUGGCUCUUCAGGCAGUGAUGGCAGCCGUGGGGGCGGGGCACCCCGACCUCGCCAGACGUUACAGGAGCAGCUUAAUGGCUUGACACCCAUCACUAUGAGCAUAAAGACUGGCACAGUGGAUGAGGACUCUUCAGGCUCCGAAUUUCUGUUUUUUAAUUUUCUCCAUUAACACAUGAGCCCCAGGGGGGUGCUUUGCUCAGACCUGCUCAUGACCAUGCUCAUGUGUUUGUUUCCCCCCGUCCCGUCUCGCUUUGUGUUUGAUCACUGAGCAGGAGCGAUGAAACCUCAAUCUGAUGCCGCACACACCAGACUCUUUUUCUCUUGUGCUUUGGCCAGUCCGGGAGCCCAGGAUUGCUCUCAAACCGCAGCGAGGAAUGUUGUCUCCUUCAGCACAGCCCAAGGAGCUGGAUCCACCAUAUGUAGUGCCAAAUGAAAACCGACCUGCUGUCACCCCUGCACCAGGGGAAUGGCAGGUCCCAGGAGGCGGAACUUCUUGAACAGAUGCACUUUGGAUCAUUGUCAAAGGGACAGGAACAGAAACACAAACUUGACCACCUCCAAGUCUUCAGGGAUUUUCUUGCUUUGUUGCCCAGUCUGGAACUGCUAAGUGGCUGGAAUAUAUAUUUUUGUCCUUAUCUAUCAAAGCUGGACUGGGGGAGGCUCAGCAACAACCACAUGUCGACGCCUCCAAAUAUGCAUUAUUGUGCAGAUGUUUGCAUAUUUGACAAUGGGGCUGAGUAGGAGGGGGUCAGUGCACAUGGAGCAGGGCUGCCAUUAGGAAGUGGGUGACACUGAGAACUGUAGAUUCUAGGAUAGGGAAACAAAUCUGGAAUGGGUGUUUCUGGAGGGUAUUAAUUAAUCUUGGUUACUCCUACAACCAGAAGAUUGCAACAUUGAAUUAUGGCCAAGAGUGUCAUGGCUGUGCAGGAGAGCUGCAUGAGAUCUGUGCUAAGCUCUGUCUAAUCAGGCCUACUUUCCUCCCCUUUGUGUAUACAUUCUUAGGAGACAGCCUUUGCUUCCCUCUGCAAUGUGUAUGUAUCAUAAGUGUGCUUUUCUCUAAUCCAUAAGCACUGGUUUAAACACAUCUUCCAGUGUGCAAUUGAAGCUUGCUUAAACCCUGGGUAGGCCACUCUCUAGUAGUUUAACCCAUAGAAAAGAUAGUAAUUGACAUCCUGGCUUUGUUAUUGCAAGAAUGGGGAAGGAAAUUAUCAUCCAAACAGCCUUUUCUAGACCCUGUGCCAAUACUCCGUUGGUAAUUGCACUCCAGGAACCAGAAUCAUCUAUGUUUCCCCCUUUAAUUUUGUUGUUAAAUGAAAUGGUAGGAUUCUUACAAAAACCCAGGACCAUUUCCCCAGGAUGUCAGUCACCAUUGAUCGUGGACUGUACUGAUGUGCACCAUCUGUGGAUUGUGUCCCUUGUCUGCCAUGUUGCUUGCUCCAGCCUCACUGCUUCAGGUUGCCCAGUGGAACUAAGGGGGUAGGACCCAAUCUAAGUCACUGGCACCCAAGGGAAAUGCUUCCUUUUCAGUCCGAGAUCAAUGACAAACCACUCAAUUGUGACCACUACUCCUCCAAGCUCGGAUUGCCGAUCCAGUGACUUGGCCCCAUCGGGAUUGCACCAAGAGGCAGCCCACAGCUGCUGAGCACCGCAGAUUAUGCCUGCUGAGCUGUCAGUCCGUGCUGCAGUAUUUUAAUAAAAAAUGACAAAAAGAAAAAGUCCCACCUCCCGCUCCUCACAGCCAGCCAGCACCUGGUCCAUAUGCCACUGGCCUGGAGCAGGGAUGCUGCCUUGACGUCUCCCGAUAGCACCUGGCUCUCAUGCCAAAAGGGUGCUGCCUUUCUGCCUCAGAAGCCUUCAUUUUUCUACACUCAGCCAAGCCUGAUGCCUGCUCAUAUUGGGGAUUUUCAUGCUGGGUCCUUUUGGAAAGUACUUUUUUAUAAUGUUCCUUGGGAAAGAGAUUUUUUUUUUCUUCUGAUAAUGGAGUAGGGGAAGAGGGGGGCGGCUUGGGGAGGGGUGAAGGCACUGUUUAUUUUGGUGUGUUUUUUUUUUUUUAAAAAACUUGACCACUGCUGAAGGAUGUUCUAAUUUAAAGAGAUGAAACACCCCUCUGGGUUACAUCUUUAGCUUUGUAGCAAUGUUGAAGUCUCUUUAGCUGGGGCGCAAAUGGAAUGCGCUUUACUGACCUAGACAAGGUUUGCACAACGAGGAGUUAAAUUGGGACUUGACCAUUGUCUUAGUCUAGCUAAUCAAAGGAUGCUGAUCGUUGCCUCUGGAAUCUUGGCCAUUGCCAUCCAACCUUGGAUGGCUUCCCUCCUUGCCAGUUUCCUAACCCUUUUCUUGGAAUGUUUUGACCUAAUAGGAUGUGGUUCUCUUAAACCUGUGUAAUGUCAGCCUGGCACUUUAGUAAAAUCUACUGUGUUUGCCACCUUCUAAGCUUAAGCAUACAGCAAGGAAUCAAUUUCAACCUCUUAAAGACAUGGAUUAGUCUAAUGUAGUUUUGCUUCCACUGCACACAGUGUUCUAAUGUGAGCUAUUUAGCUGCAUCCUCAUUAAGAGAAAUGAGAAAAUGAAAUCCUUCCUCACUCAUCACAUAAUAAGCAGCAAUGUUGGAAGCCUAAAGUGUCCUAGACCAGAUAAGAGAAGGUUAAGAGGUGACAUGAUAACCAUGUUAAAGGAUGUCAUAUUGAAGAAGGAGCAUGUUUUCCGCUGUUGUAAAAGACUAGGACACAGGGCAAUGGAUUCAAACUACAGGAAAAGACAUUUCUUCCUAAAAUUAGGAAAACCUUUCUGAUGGUAAGAACUGUUUGGCAAUGGAAUAUUCUGUCUUUGUGUGUGGUAGACUCUACCUUCUUUGGAGGCUGAAUGGCCAUCUGUCAGAAAUCCUUUGUGUUUUCCUGCAUGGCAGAUGCUUAGACUGGGUGGCACUUGUGGUCUCUUCCAACUAUAUGAUUCUGUAAUUCUAUCAUUCUAAUGCUUAACCCCAUACUGACAGGAUCCUAUGAGUUAUUGGUAAAGUAUAAAAUUUGCCUAGCAUUUUUACACUAGACUGCAAGUACUGUUCUUUUUCCUAGCUGUGUAAGGUAAAUCCAGUAGCUUUAAGGUGUGCUCCUGCAGUCAUUCAAAGGUUUACAUACCAGCCAACCUGUGUUGUAUACUUGGGGAAAGGAGCAGCUUUUGUUCUCCCAGACCACUUCCAGUGUACUGACUGGCGGGCCAUGAGGGUGAAAGCUGCUACUUUGUUUGGCUGUGCAAUGCAAGCUGUGUUAGUGCCUGGGUAGAGCCAAGUAGUAGUAAGAGGAUGAGGUGGAAUUAUAUCCUGCUACCUACUGGAUACCCUUACAGAGCCAGGGGGAAAUCAGAGUGUUUUCUGCAAUGUCUUUCCAAGUAUUUCCAAGUUUUCUGCAAUGUCUUUCCAGUGUAAGUAAACAAGAAGAUUCCAGUCGAACUUUGUACUUUAUCACCAAGAGAGCGGAUAUGUAUAUGAAAAUGAGCAAUGGCUUUUUUUCUUCCUGACAACUCCUCUGAUAUGCUUGCUACAAUUAAUCUAGCACUAAACGGGAGAUCAGGGAAACCAUGGACUUACUCUGUUUUUCCCCCAUGGAAAGACAUAGUCUUCCUGCAUGGGACAUAGAUUAGUGCAAAGAGGUAUGUGAUGUUUAACAGUAGAGAAUGAGGCAAUCCCUUCAAAAGAGCUAAAAAAGUAAAUAGCCAUCACCUCUGAUUACUUUUGGGCAUAUUAAAAGCAGCCAGUAGAGAAACUGACAGAGAUAAUCUGAGAAACUUUCCUUCUCAGAUUUUGCAUUAUCAGUUCUUAACAUGGGAGAAAGUAUUUUUCUAUCCCAACGAAGUGUCAGUGGAAAUCCACAAACCCUACAGUGUUCAUUUUUAAGGGAGGGCCAAUGACUGCUAUACAGUGUCUUCCAUAAAACCCUCCCUAGACAGAUGGAGCUCUUUCUCCAGUUAGUAUUUGCUGAAUAGUUUCACCCAGGAUUCCAUUACAGUCAGCUAUGCAGCAGCUGAAGCUUUCCCUAUAACUGGGAAGACUUUUGUUUGUAAAAGUUCGGCCUCUUUAAACUAUUAAAGGUACAAGACUCCUAGUAGAUAAAAAAAGUUUGUAACCUUUCCCCACCCCAAUCCUUGAAAUACCUCUAAAUCUGAGGUUUCAGACUGCAACCCAAGUAUACAGAGUAGCCUACAGUAACUUCCUAUGCAAGAACUUUCUCAUAUUUAGAAACCAUUACCUGAAACAAACUGGAAAGCAGUAGUGAUCAGAAUCAGCUCUCUGAAACAGCUGUAACUUCCAGGAAAAAAAAUGUCUUCAGAUUAUUCUGCCCUCAAAGGAGAACAGGAUUUAAGUGGGUGGGAGAGUCCUUCCACUAGAGAGCUAUUAUAAGUCACCAGAGAGGUGUUAAACCUCAAGAUAUCAUGGGAUCAAGGAGCGACGGACUCCAGUUGCAAACUCCAUACAAAAGCUUGGCUUCUGCUCCAUCCACUGCAACCAGUUUAUUGUUUUGAAUCUAUCUGCUAUCCAUAAAAAGCCAGUUAGCUGUUUCACCAAUGGUGAUGAUGUAUUUGGCAUGUCUGCAUUUUAAUUUAUUUUUAAUGUUUUUUUAAAGUAUGUAUACAUAUAUUUAAUGAAGACUGUCUGUCCAAAGCUGUGCCAUCUUAGGGGAGGGGCUGGAACAAACCAGAGUCAAGGGAAAAAUCAUCACCAUCCAAGUCAGAUCCUGAAGCAAAUGAAAGCAGCCUUCCUACAGCCAGCACAUUUGAUGUUGGAUUACAGCCGCCACUCCAGCCAGGAAUAAUGGAGUUUUAGUCCAGUAGACCUGGAGUACAGUAGAUUGGUUAUGUAUUUAGAUGGAAUUUAGGCAGAAAAAUGUGGAAAUAUAUGGGGAUGAUCUAUAUUAUCUGUGAGUCAUCAGAAGAGACCAGUUGCCUCAACUUGGAAACACACAUCCUACCAACUGUAGUAGGAGUGUACAAAAUCAACUGUGUGGACCCUGCAUCAUUAUAUAAUUUAUAAAAAAGGAGUCUGAGUAAACUGACACUAGUUCUGAAAGUCUAGUUCUGGCAGAUGCAGACUUCUCUGCUUCUCUACCCAGGUGAUGAACACUUGUCACUGUUAUCCAGACCUGGGCACUUGUCAGUAUAGGCUUAGGCCCGUUCUCUGAAUACUGGCAUGGACUCCUCUCCCCUGCAAUAGCUAAGGAGAUUGUUUACAACAGAGCUUAUCCACAAAUGGGUAUGAUUCUUCUCCCUUUUGCCAGGAAAGUGCCAGCGUCUUCACUAGCUACACAGCACAGAGAAAUUUAAAAAGUAAAGAUCCCAACCCCUGUCCACCAGUGCAUUUCCAGGAGAAGGUACUUCUUUUGAAUGUCUACCUGACAACUCUUGAAGAUGCUGAAAACUUAGGGAAGCAACCUGACUUUUCCAUGAGAAGCACAGCUUUGGCCCUGAGGGCAGAGGUGAAGAGGAUAGGGAAAGAGACCUGGUAUAAUUCAGUCCUUUGGAGCAACACAAUAUUUUGUUAACUUCUGAUAUGAUGCUGACUUUUCCCUUGGUACAAAAAGUUGAAGUGUACAGGUAGGGUUGGCAAUGUAAAUAUUAUAGGGUUCACCCCCUUCCCUAAAAAAAUAAAACCAUAGUUCUGUGGCAGGUGGCUCUA